AAAUGCAAAGUAAAAUUGGCCCAGAUAUGGUUUCCUUGUUGCCUGCAUUAAGCUGCAAGCCUCCAACGCUAGUUGUUAUGAAUAGAAUUUGUUGUUGAAUGCCAGAAAAACCCAGAAACCACUCUGAAUAACAUGUUUCCGGCGGUUUUCACUGUUCUUACGCCCUCUAAUCUCUCUGCUUUCAUCCCAAUCAACACAAGACUCUCAAUCUUCUCAAAACCAAAUUCCAAACUCUCUCUCCUUCCCAGGGUCAGUAGUAACGGUCCUGAUUCCACCUCACAACACUCUUCAUCCCUUUCAGGUAUUGAUGCAGUAGAGAGCACGUCUUCUGGCCUUGGUGAUGGUUAUGUGGCCUUAUUUGUCCGUAUGUUAGGCCUAGAUCAUGAUCCUCUGGAUAGAGAGCAAGCUAUAAUUGCUCUCUGGAAAUAUUCACUUGGUGGAAAGAAGUGUAUUGACACUAUAAUGCAAUUUCCUGGUUGUAUUAAUCUUAUUGCAAACCUCCUUAGAUCAGAGUCUAGUGCAACAUGUGAGGCAGCUGCAGGUCUUUUGCGAUCAAUAUCUUCAGUCAAUCUAUAUAGGAAUGCUGUAGCAGAUAGUGGAGCAGUAGAAGAGAUAAAUAGAUUGUUGAGGCAAUUGUCCUUGGCCACUGAGGUGAAGGAGCAGAGUAUGGGUACACUCUGGAAUUUAUCUGUUGAUGAGAAUCUCUGCAGGAGAAUGGCAAAGAGUGACAUUCUACCAUUAUCUAUUAAAUACCUUGAUGAUGAGGAUAUGAAAGUAAAGGAAGCUGCAGGAGGCAUUUUGGCAAAUUUAGCAUUGAACCGCAAUAAUCAUGACGCGAUGGUUGAAUCAGGUGUUAUACCAAAAUUGGCAAAGUUCUUAAUAUCUAAUUCAGAAGGUUCUAAAGUUAUUAAAAAGGAAGCAAGAAAUGCAUUGUUGGAACUUGUUAAGGAUGAUGAUUAUUAUAGAAUUCUUGUUAUUGAAGAAGGACUGGUUCCUGUGCCAUUAAUUGGUGCUGCAGCAUAUAAAUCAUUCACCCCACGAUUACAUGCGUGGCCCACACUACCAGAUGGAACUGAAAUUGAAAAGACUCCUGGACGAAAUUCCAAAUUUGGUGCAUCAGAAUUACUUCUUGGAUUAAAUAUUGAUGACAAGAAUGCUAACAUAGAUGAAGCAAAAGUCAAUGCAAUCAUUGGACGGACACAACAGCAAUUCCUUGCUCGUAUUGGGGCUAUAGAAAUGGAAGAGAAGACGGUAUCUGAAUGUUCAAAUGAUCAGCUGCUUACACUUUUGCCUUGGAUGGAUGGUGUUGCUCGUUUGGUGCUGAUAUUAGAACUUGAAGAUAAGUCUGCAAUUGUAAGGUCUGCUGAGUCAAUUGCUGGUGCAUGUAUCAAUGAACAUAUGCGCAUUGCAUUUAAGGAGGCUGGAGCAAUUAAACAUUUAGUACGUCUUUUGAAUUGUGAUCAUAAUGAGGUCCAAUUUGCUGCAAUACAAGCUUUGGAAAGGCUGUCUGCUAGCAAUAUUGUUUGCCGGAUGAUUGAAGCUGAGGGUGUUUUACAUCCUUUAAUCAGUAUUUUAAAGUCCUCAGAAAUAGCUGAACCUGUUGUGGAGAAGUUGCUUCUGCAGGCUCUGAACAUAGUCGCUCAGAUACUAGACCCCAGUAAAGAGAUGCAUUUGAAGUUUUAUGACGGACCAGUUAAUGGAUCUGAGAAGAUGUUUGACACAGCGAAAAGUGAAAUUCCAGCUGGGUUAAGAACUGAACAAGCCAUAUCAGAAACAAACUCCAGGAAUGCUAUACUGGAAUCUGAUUUCAUUGCACGUCUUGUUGAGAUUCUGAAGUCCUCUUCACCCAGUUUACAAGAAAAAGCUGCAUCUGUGCUCGAGUUUGUUGCACUAGCUGACCAAACGUUGGCCUCUGUUAUUUCUGCAGAUAUUGAAUCUGGUCUCAACUCUGUUUUUCAGCAAAAGCUUCUGAAAAUUUCAGCGGACAUGGAAUCUGAUGUUGAAGAGCAAUUUUCAGAAGCAUACACAAUUGAAUUCGAAGAAGCCGGUCGUGCCAUAUCUGCAGCAUCCCGGCUGAUGACAAGACUACUCGAUAAUGAGCAGUUCCGGCACAAAACAGAUUCCUCCCAUUUCAUCGGCUUGCUUCGUGAAAUACUCCGGUCGAGGAUCCCUCUCUAUCACAAAGAUUGGGUAGCUGCUUGCCUUGUCAAACUUAAUUUUCUCUCUAGUUCCAACACUUCUUCUGAUCCAAUCAAUGUGGAAGUUACACUUUAUGAGACAAUUCCGAGGCUUCUGGAACAGAUUAAAAAUUCGUUUUCUCGAGAAACACAGGAAAAUGCUGUAGUGGAACUCAACAGAAUAGUGUCUGAAGGAGUGGUGGAUUCCAGUGGAGCUAUUAUUUCCGAGGGAGCGAUUUAUCCAUUGGUGAAGCUGAUUGAAGAAGGGAGUGAAAAGGCAGUUGAGGCAAGCUUGGCAAUACUGUACAAUCUGAGUAUGGACAGCGACAACCAUUCGGCAAUCGUGGUGGCCGGAGCAGUCCCGGCCUUGAGACGAAUUAUUCUGGCUCAGAGACCGCAUUGGGAACGAGCCCUUCGUCUGCUUAGAAAUUUGCCAACAUGAUGAGUUCAACUGUCUGUCAGGAGCAGUGCAGGGCUACAAAUCUUGAAAUUGCUUCUUUUUUGUUGUAAUAGUAUAUUUGUUGUCUGAACCAGUGUAAUAUGCAUGAGAUUUUAUGUUGAAAUCUUAGUGCAGUUAUAGAAUAUCUGAUUUCAAAGAUGUUGAUAAAUAAAACAAGUAAUUUUUACAAA
Molecule: messenger RNA, 2807 nt
Organism: Arachis ipaensis
Lineage: Eukaryota; Viridiplantae; Streptophyta; Magnoliopsida; Fabales; Fabaceae
Source: RefSeq, a predicted model, not a curated record